Molecule: messenger RNA, 660 nt
Organism: Ilex paraguariensis (yerba mate)
Lineage: Eukaryota; Viridiplantae; Streptophyta; Magnoliopsida; Aquifoliales; Aquifoliaceae
Source: the annotation of a GenBank genome assembly
AUGGGACAAUGGUUGGGCAAUUUACUGAUGGAGAUUGCAAAGUGUAAAAGUAAGAAUACUUUCUUCAGGAAAUUUAGGGGCAAUUCCUACUGCCUUUGGAUGGAGAAGAAUGAUGUCUUCACCAAAAUAGGCGAAUGGUGCAGUGGCCUCCUUCAGGUUGAUCUUGAUACACAAGAGAUGAGUAACUUGUUACUGGCAAGACCGAAAGUUGGCAAGGUGGAGGUAGGUGGCAGCGAAAGGGACAAUGUAGCACAAAAAGGUUGUAAGUCUAGAAGAGGGAGUGCUAUUUCAAUACCUAAUUUUUUGGUCUUAAUCCCGGGAUUUUGGUCGAGUGUUAACAGCAAUGGUUAUAUCAUUAAUGCAACUAUUGAUCCAAAUCUUGAAUUAGCGGGGGAUAUUUCAAAAUUCAAACCUCGGCUUUGUAGUGGCAAGGGACAAGGUAGUGGAAUAAAUGGUGCAAUUGAUGGCAGUAUUAAUCAAGGACUUUCCUUGGUUCAUGAUCGAGGAAGAGGUAGGGGUCGAGGAAAAGGUGCAAGAACCAAUGGUCAAAAAUAUAGUGGGAUCCGAGAGCUUAGGGGUUUAAUUUCGAAUGUGAAUUAUACGGGAGCAAACUCUAGAAAGGAGAUUGGGGCACUUAUGUUGUUUAAUGAAGAUAUUUAG